Molecule: messenger RNA, 1003 nt
Organism: Aspergillus wentii DTO 134E9
Lineage: Eukaryota; Fungi; Ascomycota; Eurotiomycetes; Eurotiales; Aspergillaceae
Exons: 1
Coding region: 103-936 (277 amino acids)
Biological process (GO): peptidyl-proline hydroxylation to 4-hydroxy-L-proline
Cellular component (GO): endoplasmic reticulum
Molecular function (GO): L-ascorbic acid binding; iron ion binding; procollagen-proline 4-dioxygenase activity
Source: RefSeq, a predicted model, not a curated record
CGGGGCUGUGCUGCGCGCUUGCCAACACCAAAAGCCAGCGUUAUAAAUCCACCACCACCUCACAUCAACAUCAGCAUCACCAUCAUCAAACAAACCAUCAAAAUGAAUCCAGCCCAAUUCGCCAAAUUCCUCCCUCGACAAGCACCACGCACCGCAUCAGCCCACAUAAUCGACUUUACCACCACCACCCCCUCAAUCCCAAAAUACAACAAUCUCUUCGCGGCCGUCAUCGACAACAUCCUCACAGAAUCUGAAUGCAACGAGCUCAUCCAGCUGGCAGAAUCAUCAACCAUCACCCCCUCCUCGCCAACACCAACAUGGGAACGCGCAAUGAUCAACGUCGGCGGCGGACGACAGGUGCUCGCAACAGACACGCGGAACUGCGGGCGUAUCAUCUACGACGCGCCAGACAUCGCUGACAAGCUGCUUCAACGGCUAAUGCCUUUUCUGAGAAAAUUCGAGAUUGAUAAAAUCGACAAUAAACCCCGCGUAACUGGCCUCCAAGGCCGAGGAAAAACAUACACCCUCACCCGUCUGAACGAACGACUCCGCUUCCUCAAGUACGAGGGAGGCGAGUAUUUCAGACCGCACUGGGACGGGCGGUAUACAACCCCCGACCGCAAGGAAUGCUCAUACUACACCAUCCAGCUAUAUCUCCACGGCGAGGGCGAGCAAGAUCUAACCGAGCUGGAAGAGGCGAGCAAAACCGUGGCGGGGACAGAUGACGCUAAUCUGGAUAAAUCGGGGGAACUACUCGGUGGCGCAACGUCGUUUAUCCCGUGCUUUGAGGACGAGGAGACGAAGGUUCGGGUGUUUCCUAAGACGGGGUCGGUGUUGGUGUUUCAGCAGAAUGACCUGAUGCAUGGGGGGGAUCCGGUGUUUAGGGGAGUCAAGUAUACGGUGAGGACGGAGAUCAUGUAUUCUUUGCGUGAUUAAUGUGAUAUAACUGAGUUGUUGAUGAUAAAAAAAGCAACUGUUUAAUAUCACCCUGGUGUGUAGGAUG